AUGUUUGAAGUUUGCGAAGAUGCUGAGUAUUUUGAUUGUGACUAUGAGCCUUUGGCUUUUUGGACUCCUCCCUAUGCUAGUGUUGUAAUGACUGCCACGGUUGCUGAUGAGUUCUUUGCGUUUCAUGUUCCUUUGUCGUCUGCUUAUGCUGCAACUUCUCUUGAUUUCACCGUCCUCGGUGAUCUCGCUGAAACUAUCGUUGGUAUGGUUGGUAAUGUCGCUGAUCUGAUGGUAUCUCACCCGGUAUUGCUUCUUGGUGUUGGUCUCGGUCUGAUCGCUUUGGGUGUCUCAGGUGGUCAGACAAACCGCGGCUUUUACUAUGAUCGCUUUAAUUUUGCCACUGUUACUUCUUCGGGUAGACAAAUUUUUGAUGAGGGUUUUGAUGUUCAAUAUGGUUUUUCGGCUCAAUCUUUUUACCGCAACGAACCUUAUCUUUCUGUAGUCUCUGAUUAUUAUUAUCUGUCUAAUAAUGAUCUUUGUCCUCCAGCUUCUUUGAGCAAUGGCUCAGAUGAUAUAUAUAAUUCGCUCUUGCUCGGUCGUUUGUGGAUUUCAAAGGAUGAUAGAGCAUAUGCUGAUAUAUUAGAUCAAGCUCUUGAGGGACUUAAUUUUGUUCAGAAUACUCUUGCACGUGUUAAUGUUCAACUUUGGCUUCGUCCUGUGUUCUUCGAUGGUGCUAAUUCUUAUUUUGGUGAGUGGACUGUUUAUCAAUUUGAGUCGUCCUCUUCAUAUUCGGGUACUACGGAAGAUGGCGGUAUAUCGGAAGAUGGUCGUUUAGAUUCUCAAUCUGAUAAUUCAAACGUCACAAAUUCUACCGGAAUUGGUCAGACUGUGGAGGAUGCCGGUUCUUCGGCUUCUUCGCCAAAUAUUGUCGAUGUUGACCUUUCCGACGUUCCUGCGGUUGUCGGUCAAUUUACAGAAUCCCUUACUGCCUUUGGUGGGUUGUUUGCGGCUUUCUUUUCUUUCCUCCCUCCGUGGGUUACUUUUAUGUUUAUAGCUGCUUUGUCUAUUCUUGAAUAUCCAAAUGGGGAAGUGCAAUGCCGCUUUUAUUCGACUGCGCUCCCUGAUCCUCAGCCCGAAAAUCCUUAUGAAAUUGAUCACCCUAUGCAAAAGAAUCCUUUUAACGGUGAAUAUGUUCGUUCUGAUGUGCCUGAUGGUAUCGAUUUUCGACGACUUGAAUAUUCGGAGGCUGAUUUGGCGCGCUCUAAGGAAAAUAGUGUCUUGCGCUCGAAGCAAUCUAUUUUUACAUUCGCCCGGGCGGCGCAAUGGGAGUAUUUUAUCACGCUAACUUUUUCACCUGACGCGGUUGAUAGAUAUGAUUAUGAUGUGUGUCUUAAUAAGGUGCGUCAAUGGCUCAAUAACCAGCGCAAAAGAUAUGCGCCUGAUUUGCAAUACUUAUUUGUUCCCGAACGUCACAAAGAUGGAGCUUGGCACUUUCAUGGUCUUGUCGCUCAGUGCGGUGCUAUUAAAUUUUCUGAUUCAGGUCAUAAAGAUGGGAAAAAUAUAAUCUAUAAUCUAGGCGGUUGGAAAUAUGGUUUUUCGACUGUUACAGCUGUUCGGGAUUAUCAUAGGUGUGCCCGGUAUAUCGGUAAAUAUGUGACGAAAGAGUUGGAGUGUAUUGAUCUAGGGCGACACCGUUAUAUUCGUAGCCUUAAUCUUUCUAUGCCGAAUAUCUCUCUUAUGAUGGUCGACUCUGAAGCUGAUCUUGUGGAAACUGCCUCGAAGUUGGCGGAAUCUAUGGGCAAAAAAAUUGCCCGAGUUAGUCAGACCCGGGCAAAUGAGCUUGAUUUACAAGCUGGGUAUGUGGGUGCAAAAGUGGAGAGUGUUUUUGCUCCUAUUGAUCAGGUAGGACAAUUCAAUCCGUCUAUGAUCGGUGCAGAGUGGAGGUUCUUUAAUAUGUUUGAAGUUUGCGAAGAUGCUGAGUAUUUUGAUUGUGACUAUGAGCCUUUGGCUUUUUGGACUCCUCCCUAUGCUAGUGUUGUAAUGACUGCCACGGUUGCUGAUGAGUUCUUUGCGUUUCAUGUUCCUUUGUCGUCUGCUUAUGCUGCAACUUCUCUUGAUUUCACCGUCCUCGGUGAUCUCGCUGAAACUAUCGUUGGUAUGGUUGGUAAUGUCGCUGAUCUGAUGGUAUCUCACCCGGUAUUGCUUCUUGGUGUUGGUCUCGGUCUGAUCGCUUUGGGUGUCUCAGGUGGUCAGACAAACCGCGGCUUUUACUAUGAUCGCUUUAAUUUUGCCACUGUUACUUCUUCGGGUAGACAAAUUUUUGAUGAGGGUUUUGAUGUUCAAUAUGGUUUUUCGGCUCAAUCUUUUUACCGCAACGAACCUUAUCUUUCUGUAGUCUCUGAUUAUUAUUAUCUGUCUAAUAAUGAUCUUUGUCCUCCAGCUUCUUUGAGCAAUGGCUCAGAUGAUAUAUAUAAUUCGCUCUUGCUCGGUCGUUUGUGGAUUUCAAAGGAUGAUAGAGCAUAUGCUGAUAUAUUAGAUCAAGCUCUUGAGGGACUUAAUUUUGUUCAGAAUACUCUUGCACGUGUUAAUGUUCAACUUUGGCUUCGUCCUGUGUUCUUCGAUGGUGCUAAUUCUUAUUUUGGUGAGUGGACUGUUUAUCAAUUUGAGUCGUCCUCUUCAUAUUCGGGUACUACGGAAGAUGGCGGUAUAUCGGAAGAUGGUCGUUUAGAUUCUCAAUCUGAUAAUUCAAACGUCACAAAUUCUACCGGAAUUGGUCAGACUGUGGAGGAUGCCGGUUCUUCGGCUUCUUCGCCAAAUAUUGUCGAUGUUGACCUUUCCGACGUUCCUGCGGUUGUCGGUCAAUUUACAGAAUCCCUUACUGCCUUUGGUGGGUUGUUUGCGGCUUUCUUUUCUUUCCUCCCUCCGUGGGUUACUUUUAUGUUUAUAGCUGCUUUGUCUAUUCUUGAAUAUCCAAAUGGGGAAGUGCAAUGCCGCUUUUAUUCGACUGCGCUCCCUGAUCCUCAGCCCGAAAAUCCUUAUGAAAUUGAUCACCCUAUGCAAAAGAAUCCUUUUAACGGUGAAUAUGUUCGUUCUGAUGUGCCUGAUGGUAUCGAUUUUCGACGACUUGAAUAUUCGGAGGCUGAUUUGGCGCGCUCUAAGGAAAAUAGUGUCUUGCGCUCGAAGCAAUCUAUUUUUACAUUCGCCCGGGCGGCGCAAUGGGAGUAUUUUAUCACGCUAACUUUUUCACCUGACGCGGUUGAUAGAUAUGAUUAUGAUGUGUGUCUUAAUAAGGUGCGUCAAUGGCUCAAUAACCAGCGCAAAAGAUAUGCGCCUGAUUUGCAAUACUUAUUUGUUCCCGAACGUCACAAAGAUGGAGCUUGGCACUUUCAUGGUCUUGUCGCUCAGUGCGGUGCUAUUAAAUUUUCUGAUUCAGGUCAUAAAGAUGGGAAAAAUAUAAUCUAUAAUCUAGGCGGUUGGAAAUAUGGUUUUUCGACUGUUACAGCUGUUCGGGAUUAUCAUAGGUGUGCCCGGUAUAUCGGUAAAUAUGUGACGAAAGAGUUGGAGUGUAUUGAUCUAGGGCGACACCGUUAUAUUCGUAGCCUUAAUCUUUCUAUGCCGAAUAUCUCUCUUAUGAUGGUCGACUCUGAAGCUGAUCUUGUGGAAACUGCCUCGAAGUUGGCGGAAUCUAUGGGCAAAAAAAUUGCCCGAGUUAGUCAGACCCGGGCAAAUGAGCUUGAUUUACAAGCUGGGUAUGUGGGUGCAAAAGUGGAGAGUGUUUUUGCUCCUAUUGAUCAGGUAGGACAAUUCAAUCCGUCUAUGAUCGGUGCAGAGUGGAGGUUCUUUAAUAUGUUUGAAGUUUGCGAAGAUGCUGAGUAUUUUGAUUGUGACUAUGAGCCUUUGGCUUUUUGGACUCCUCCCUAUGCUAGUGUUGUAAUGACUGCCACGGUUGCUGAUGAGUUCUUUGCGUUUCAUGUUCCUUUGUCGUCUGCUUAUGCUGCAACUUCUCUUGAUUUCACCGUCCUCGGUGAUCUCGCUGAAACUAUCGUUGGUAUGGUUGGUAAUGUCGCUGAUCUGAUGGUAUCUCACCCGGUAUUGCUUCUUGGUGUUGGUCUCGGUCUGAUCGCUUUGGGUGUCUCAGGUGGUCAGACAAACCGCGGCUUUUACUAUGAUCGCUUUAAUUUUGCCACUGUUACUUCUUCGGGUAGACAAAUUUUUGAUGAGGGUUUUGAUGUUCAAUAUGGUUUUUCGGCUCAAUCUUUUUACCGCAACGAACCUUAUCUUUCUGUAGUCUCUGAUUAUUAUUAUCUGUCUAAUAAUGAUCUUUGUCCUCCAGCUUCUUUGAGCAAUGGCUCAGAUGAUAUAUAUAAUUCGCUCUUGCUCGGUCGUUUGUGGAUUUCAAAGGAUGAUAGAGCAUAUGCUGAUAUAUUAGAUCAAGCUCUUGAGGGACUUAAUUUUGUUCAGAAUACUCUUGCACGUGUUAAUGUUCAACUUUGGCUUCGUCCUGUGUUCUUCGAUGGUGCUAAUUCUUAUUUUGGUGAGUGGACUGUUUAUCAAUUUGAGUCGUCCUCUUCAUAUUCGGGUACUACGGAAGAUGGCGGUAUAUCGGAAGAUGGUCGUUUAGAUUCUCAAUCUGAUAAUUCAAACGUCACAAAUUCUACCGGAAUUGGUCAGACUGUGGAGGAUGCCGGUUCUUCGGCUUCUUCGCCAAAUAUUGUCGAUGUUGACCUUUCCGACGUUCCUGCGGUUGUCGGUCAAUUUACAGAAUCCCUUACUGCCUUUGGUGGGUUGUUUGCGGCUUUCUUUUCUUUCCUCCCUCCGUGGGUUACUUUUAUGUUUAUAGCUGCUUUGUCUAUUCUUGAAUAUCCAAAUGGGGAAGUGCAAUGCCGCUUUUAUUCGACUGCGCUCCCUGAUCCUCAGCCCGAAAAUCCUUAUGAAAUUGAUCACCCUAUGCAAAAGAAUCCUUUUAACGGUGAAUAUGUUCGUUCUGAUGUGCCUGAUGGUAUCGAUUUUCGACGACUUGAAUAUUCGGAGGCUGAUUUGGCGCGCUCUAAGGAAAAUAGUGUCUUGCGCUCGAAGCAAUCUAUUUUUACAUUCGCCCGGGCGGCGCAAUGGGAGUAUUUUAUCACGCUAACUUUUUCACCUGACGCGGUUGAUAGAUAUGAUUAUGAUGUGUGUCUUAAUAAGGUGCGUCAAUGGCUCAAUAACCAGCGCAAAAGAUAUGCGCCUGAUUUGCAAUACUUAUUUGUUCCCGAACGUCACAAAGAUGGAGCUUGGCACUUUCAUGGUCUUGUCGCUCAGUGCGGUGCUAUUAAAUUUUCUGAUUCAGGUCAUAAAGAUGGGAAAAAUAUAAUCUAUAAUCUAGGCGGUUGGAAAUAUGGUUUUUCGACUGUUACAGCUGUUCGGGAUUAUCAUAGGUGUGCCCGGUAUAUCGGUAAAUAUGUGACGAAAGAGUUGGAGUGUAUUGAUCUAGGGCGACACCGUUAUAUUCGUAGCCUUAAUCUUUCUAUGCCGAAUAUCUCUCUUAUGAUGGUCGACUCUGAAGCUGAUCUUGUGGAAACUGCCUCGAAGUUGGCGGAAUCUAUGGGCAAAAAAAUUGCCCGAGUUAGUCAGACCCGGGCAAAUGAGCUUGAUUUACAAGCUGGGUAUGUGGGUGCAAAAGUGGAGAGUGUUUUUGCUCCUAUUGAUCAGGUAGGACAAUUCAAUCCGUCUAUGAUCGGUGCAGAGUGGAGGUUCUUUAAUAUGUUUGAAGUUUGCGAAGAUGCUGAGUAUUUUGAUUGUGACUAUGAGCCUUUGGCUUUUUGGACUCCUCCCUAUGCUAGUGUUGUAAUGACUGCCACGGUUGCUGAUGAGUUCUUUGCGUUUCAUGUUCCUUUGUCGUCUGCUUAUGCUGCAACUUCUCUUGAUUUCACCGUCCUCGGUGAUCUCGCUGAAACUAUCGUUGGUAUGGUUGGUAAUGUCGCUGAUCUGAUGGUAUCUCACCCGGUAUUGCUUCUUGGUGUUGGUCUCGGUCUGAUCGGUACUGCAGUUGGUAUUGUUAGAAGUUUUGCGCUUCGUAAACACUAA
Molecule: messenger RNA, 6003 nt
Organism: Cylicocyclus nassatus
Lineage: Eukaryota; Metazoa; Nematoda; Chromadorea; Rhabditida; Strongylidae
Source: the annotation of a GenBank genome assembly